Molecule: messenger RNA, 1500 nt
Organism: Torulaspora globosa
Lineage: Eukaryota; Fungi; Ascomycota; Saccharomycetes; Saccharomycetales; Saccharomycetaceae
Gene: SHM1
Product: glycine hydroxymethyltransferase SHM1
Exons: 1
Coding region: 1-1500 (499 amino acids)
Biological process (GO): tetrahydrofolate interconversion; L-serine catabolic process; folic acid metabolic process
Cellular component (GO): cytoplasm
Molecular function (GO): glycine hydroxymethyltransferase activity; zinc ion binding; serine binding
Source: RefSeq, a predicted model, not a curated record
AUGCUUUCCAGGUUUGCUGCUUCAAACGGUCGUUCUGUUGCUUCUGGUGUUCGACUCUUAUCCAGCGCUUCCAGACUAAAAGCUGCUCUUGGUACAAAGAACCAGGUGCUAUUAUCCAAACAUGUCGAAGAUGUGGAUCCAGAGAUGUUCAAGAUCCUAGAGGGCGAGCGUUCAAGACAGAAACAUUCGAUCACUUUGAUUCCAUCCGAAAACUUUACUUCCAAGUCCGUCAUGGACCUUUUGGGCUCUGAAAUGCAGAACAAGUACUCCGAGGGAUACCCGGGUGAGCGUUACUACGGUGGUAAUCAGUUUAUUGAUAAGGCGGAGUCGCUAUGCCAGAAGAGAGCGUUGGAAGUUUUCGGCUUGGACCCAGAGAAGUGGGGUGUCAAUGUGCAGGCCUUGAGUGGGGCGCCGGCCAACUUGUACACUUACUCGGCUGUUAUGGAGACUGGGGACCGCCUGAUGGGGUUGGAUCUACCGCACGGUGGCCACCUGUCGCAUGGUUAUCAAUUGGCUUCUGGAACGAAGAUCUCGUACGUGUCGAAGUAUUUCCAAACAAUGCCAUACCAUGUCGACCCUUCCACUGGUUUGAUCGACUACGACGCUUUGAGCAUGACUUCUAAGUUGUUUAGACCGAGAGUCAUUGUUGCAGGAACCUCCGCUUACUCCAGAAUACUAGAUUACAAACGCUUCCGUCAAAUUGCAGACGGUUGUGGCGCUUAUUUGAUGAGCGACAUGGCCCACAUCUCAGGUCUGGUCGCUGCCGGAGUGACGCCAUCGCCAUUUGAGUUCUCUGACAUUGUCACUACCACGACACACAAAUCACUGAGAGGUCCAAGAGGCGCUAUGAUCUUCUUCAGAAAGGGUGUUAGAAAGGUUACGAAGAAGGGUAAAACUGUUAUGUAUGAUUUGGAGAAAAAGAUUAACUUCUCAGUUUUCCCAGGUCAUCAAGGUGGUCCUCACAACCAUACCAUCUCGGCGCUGGCUGUGGCUUUGAAGCAAGCCUUGACUCCUGAAUUCAAGGAGUAUCAACAGCAAGUGGUCGACAACGCUCGCGUCUUUGGUGAAGAAUUGAUGAAACGCGGCUUCAAAUUAGUUUCCGGUGGUACCGACAACCAUUUGAUCUUGAUCGACUUGUCCAACCACGGCAUUGACGGUGCUCGUUUGGAGACCAUUCUUGAGAAAUUGAACAUAGCAGCCAACAAAAACACUAUUCCCGGUGACAAGUCAGCAUUGUUCCCAUCCGGUUUGAGAGUCGGUACCCCUGCAAUGACUACAAGAGGAUUCAAAACCGAAGAGUUCGCCAAAGUCGCAGAGUUCAUCGAUACCGCCGUAAAGAUGGCAAUUGGCUUGAAAUCUCAGGAAUCCCCAGAUUGUGAGGACGUCAGAUCCAAACUGGCUAAUUUCAAACAGCUUUGUGAAGAGUCUGAGCAAGUUCAAAAUUUGGCUAAUGAAGUCGCUGCAUGGGUUGGAAAAUACCCAGUUCCUGGUGAACUAUAG